CCUCCUCCUUUCCUUUCAGCUACAGCUGCAGAAAACCCAAUAUUUGCAACUGGGGCAGAGUCGUGGCCAGUACUACGGGGGGUCACUGCCAAAUGUGAAUCAGAUUGGGAACAGUGCCAUGGAUCUCCCCUUCCAGCACAACGGAGCUCUGGCUGAAGCCUUUGGAGCAGUUCCUGUCUCUUUGACCCCGUUCCAGUCGUCGGCGCUGGACACGAGCAGGACCACGCGGCACCACGGGCUGGUGGACAGAGUGUACCGGGACCGGAACCGCCUGGGCUCGCCCCACCGCCGCCCGCUCUCCGUGGACAAACACGGCCGGCAGGUGGACAGCUGCCCCUAUGGCACCGUGUACCUGUCGCCGCCGUCGGACACGAGCUGGAGAAGGACAAAUUCUGAUUCUGCCUUGCACCAGAGCACCAUGACUCCAGCUCAGCAGGAAUCCUUUUCAGGAGGCUCGCAGGACAUGCAGCAGAAAAGAGUUUUAUUGCUGACUGUCCCUGGAAUGGAAGAAACCACCUCUGAUGCAGACAAAACCCUCUCUAAGCAAGGAUGGGACACUAAAAAGACUGGGUCAUCGAGACCUAAAUCCUGUGAAGUUCCAGGAAUCAACAUCUUCCCAUCAGCUGACCAGGAGAACACUACAGCCCUGAUUCCUGCCACGCACAACACGGGCGGCUCCCUGCCAGACCUGACCAACAUCCACUUCCCAUCCCCUCUGCCCACGCCCCUGGAUCCCGAGGAAUCCACAUUCCCAGCCCUGAGCAGCUCCAACAGCACCGGGAACCUCGCUGCCAACCUGACCCACCUGGGCAUCAGCACUGCCAGCCAGGGGAUGACGACGACGCCGGCCCCGUCCCAGCACCGCCAGCCCAGUGUCAGCCCCCUGUCCUUGGGAGCGGACUCGCGGCGACCUCAGUCCCAGCAAAUGUCCCCCACGCUGUCCCCGCUCUCACCCAUCACUCAGGCCGUGGCUAUGGAUGCACUGUCCCUGGAGCAGCAGCUCCCCCCGUACCCCUUUUUCACCCAGACCAGCUCCCAGCAGCAGCAGCAGGCGCCGGUGGCCAGCUCCCUGCCCCAGACCCCCCCUCUGCUGCAGAGCUCGGGGCUGCAGAGGGGCCCCCAGCUGCCCCCUCUGUCCGUCACGGUACCUUCCACCAUCCCCCAGUCACCUCCAGGGAGCCAGAGCCAGCCCUCCAUGGGAAUAGACAUCAACUCGGCCUCACUCCAGCAGUACCGCAGUAAUGCUGGCUCCCCAGCCAACCAGUCUCCCACCUCUCCUGUCUCCAAUCAAGGCUUCUCUCCUGGCAGCUCCCCUCAACAUUCUUCCAUGCUGGGCAGUGUUUUUGGGGACUCCUAUUAUGAGCAGCAGAUGACAGCUAGGCAGGCUAAUGCCCUCUCCCACCAGCUGGAGCAGUUCAACAUGAUCGAGAACGCCAUCAGCUCCAACAGCCUCUACAGCCCCUGCUCCACCCUCAACUACUCGCAGGCUGCCAUGAUGGGACUGACGGGCAGCCACGGCAGCCUGCCGGACACGCAGCAGCUCAACUACUCCAGCCACGGCAACAUCCCCAACAUCAUCCUGACAGUGACAGGAGAAUCCCCCCCCAGCUUAUCAAAAGAACUGACCAGCUCCUUGGCAGGCGUGGGGGACGUCAGCUUCGACACGGAUUCCCAGUUCCCUCUGGAUGAACUCAAAAUUGACCCUUUGACCUUGGAUGGACUGCACAUGCUCAACGACCCCGACAUGGUCCUCACCGACCCCGCCACAGAGGACACGUUCCGGAUGGACCGGCUGUGAUCCGCCGGGAUCUCCCGCGGGAUCCAUCCCGGAGGGUCCAUCCCAGAGGGUCCAUCCCGUCCCGGAGGAUCCGUCCCGUCCCGGAGGAUCCGUCCCGGAGGGAGCAGCUGCUCCGUGUCCCCCUGUACAAUGAGUAACCACAGCUUGUUGUUCUGAGCUUGCCGCGCUGCCGAGCCCCCGUCCCCGUGGCGCCCAGCGAUGUCACCCCCGAGCCGCUCGUUGCCGUCCAGCAGUAAGGAGUUGUCCGGUUUUUCCCGGUUUUCCAUCGGCCUUUUCCUCUGCAGAGCCCCCCUUUCCCCCAGCAAGGCUCGGCGGGGCCCUGCCCGUGUCCCUGCGCUAGAGAGGGGCUGCGGGAUGAGGAGGGAAGGGCAGGAGAUGCCGGCAAACACCGAAAUCCGGCGCCGGAGGGGCCCAGCCCCCUCCUCUCUCCCGGAUUGGGAAGUGAAUCCCUGCAUUGCCACCUUUCCCUGGAAUUGUGACUCUGCUUCGUGACACUGUCACCCCUCCAGGUGCCGUGCUUGUCCCCAGGUGUGUCCCCAACCUCUUGUCCCUCCCUCCUGCCCCAGCCAUCCCGGCAAAGCGGAGCCGCCGCCGGCCACCAAUCCCAAAAAUCCACUUUAAACACUAUUUUUUUUUCCAAGCUUUUUAUGUUUAUUUUUUUUGUUGUUUUGUUUUGUUUGUUUUUUUAAAAUAUAUAUGUAAUAUAUAUCUAUUUCUAUAUAUGGCUACAUAUAUAGAGAGCAUUUCUGAGCACACAUGAAAGUUCUAUAAUUCAUUACUUGAUUAGACAGAGGAUCAGAACAUCUUAAAGCAGCUAAAAAAAAAAUAGAGACUAACCUGCAUAAUCCUAAUUUUUACUUUGUGAGAGAUUCCUGGGCAACAGGAAGGGCAUUUCCAUAGCAAUGCCAGGCUAGUAGAAUCAUGAUUUUUUAAUUUUUUUAUUCUUAUUCAUUACUUAUUCUGUUACUUAUUUAUGAUUUUAUUUUUGGUCAUUGUUGUUGUCUUUUUUUUUUUUUAUUUAAAUAUUUGGAUAUUAGGAAAGUAGCUCAACUACAUACAGCCAAUGGAAGCACUCUACAUAAUAUUUGUACAGUACAUUUUUUUUUUUUGUGGUUUUACUCCAGAAAUAUAUUAUAUAUAUUAUAUAUGUAGGUAUUUUUAAACUAACUGGAAUUUUAAACAGAUGUUAAGCAGGAAUAAGGAAGCCUAAGGCAAGUUUAGAUAUUUUCCUUUGGAAUAGGCAAAAAUAGGGUGGUUGGAACUUAAAAAUUCCUUCAUUCACCCGGGGGGAAAAAAAAAAAUCUCUUGCUCCAGAAUGACCAGGAUCAAAUCCUCCAAAAUUCUGUUUAAUUAAAUGGAGAAUUGAUUAUUUCUGGUGGUCUUUGUGCAUGUUCUGUGCUGCAAAUUAAAAAUAAUUCCCAUCCAGAUUGCCCAGGCUGGGAGUUGGGGGUUUCACUCCGGCGGGAUCGAUGGCGAUUCCCAGAUUUCUGGGAAUGGAUGGAUUCAAAGGGCACUGCUGGAACAUCCUCAUUCCCCUGGGAUCUGCACGGGGACAGCAUCUCCCAGCACAGGAAAGGCAGGAAUUAAUCAGGAAUUAACAGCAUUUGGAAUCUUAUUAACUAAUUAACAGUGCAGCCCCCGAGGGCGAGCAGCCACAUGGAUCCCACUCCCUAAAAUCCCAGCGGUUCCCAGUUCCCAGCGGGAAUUCUGCCCUUCCCGGCCUCCUGCACCAGCUGGAUUUGGAAACCCAGCACUCCCAAUCCCAAAACUUCUCCUGUGCCGGGAGUUCCCCACAAUUAAUGAGCACCCCCUGCAAUUAAUGCCUUCUCACUGCUCUGCUAAUGAGUUAUACCAAGUUUCUGUGUGCUUCCAGAAAUCCCGGCCUGCCGUGCUGAGGUUCCUGCAGGGUCGGGAUCUCCCCGAUCCCGGGCUGUCCCCUCACCUUUCCGUGCCAUUUCUUGACCAUUUGCACUAAAAAUGUGGAAUUUCUUUUUUUUUUUUUUUUUUUUUUUUUUUUAAUUUUCAUUUGAUCCUUCUCCACGCCCUUCAGAGGUUUCCCCGCAUCUCUUGGGAAUGUUUUGGGAUUUAUUUUUUUUUGGCAGGGUAGGACACGUUCGUUCCUGGUGGCUGCUUGUUUCAGAUCCCUCACACUUUUCAGUUUAAGGAGGAGAUAAAAGCUCAAACUGGAGGAAACCUGGAAAAAAAAAAAA
This is a messenger RNA of Cyanistes caeruleus (blue tit), 4008 nucleotides long. The record is from RefSeq and is a predicted model, not a curated record. NCBI's taxonomy places the organism in Eukaryota, Metazoa, Chordata, Aves, Passeriformes, Paridae.